CUAAAACGGUAAACGGUCCUCCUCAUAUCAUCCACGCGUCUUUCAAAUUUUGACUUUCAGUGCAAGUUGUUUUGUUUUAUUUUCUUAAAACAAUGGGUCAACUUCCGGAGGAUUGGUCACAGUGGAAUCCCAUGGUUUUGGAUUUCAACAACGAACGCCUCAACAAUUACGCCGAGGAGUGUGGCCAGAAUGUGGUUGAGAAAGCGCGAGCUCCACCGAAGCCGACCGACAUGCGUAAAACAGAGGCAGGUAAGGCAAACGCCGAAUAUCCGUACUUGGUUCUAAGGAAAAAAGUUAGUUUAGUCACCAAAUGUGCGGUGCUUAAUUUCUUUGGCCAAAGCCAUGUUCGCAGCAUCGAUAUGCAGCCUAGAUCGGACAUCUUCAGAGUUUUCUUUAAUGACUUGGGUUCCUUGGAGGCUGCAUACUCGCAACUGGAUGCAUUUCCACAAUUAAUGAAGUUGCAUCGAAGCCGUUUCGGCGCCGAGGGAAAGCCACAGUCCAUGGUGAGCCCCGUCAACGCAUUAGCCGAUCCAGUUAAAGUUCCAGCAAUAGCGCCAACUGCACGUGGCGUAAUUGAUUUGAGCUCGCGCACAAUACACGUUUCGCCCAGCGAAAAUGUGCAUCCAGAGUUCCUGGUUGUGCCAAUUGUGGACGCUACGUCCUAUAAGGGCGGCUCUCUGCUGGCUAUUAGAGAUGCGGAGAAGCGCUUUCUGAAUGUGAAGUUCGAGUAUAAUUUGGAGCGCCACGGGGCCUAUAAACUUGAGAAAGAAUACAAAGAUAAAUCGUCGACGAAGCCGGCGAUCCAGCAGCAGCGUUGCGGCAGAAAAUUAUAUAUCGAUAGAUCGCAUGCAGAUGACGUGCAAGUGGCUGAAGAUGAUAGCGAGGAGCUGGAUAUGUCUGGAUACGAGAAAUGCGCCGUCUGCAGCGGUUACACAUCCACCGUGUGCAAAAUAUGCGAUAUGCCCUUUUGCGAUGCAUUCUGCUGGAGCAUUGUCUCCGAGCAGCACGAUAAGAAAUGUGGCACGGCUCAGAAAGUGGAUAUAAAUGAUGAACAUUUUGAAAAAUGUAUACCCAAAACGGGUUUGCCGCCAAAACGUACCCUGGUGAAGAUUACUGCCUUCGAGCAGUCAAAUGUCGUUUAUGUGCGCCCGGCUGAUACCCUUUCCGAUGUGGCCUACUACCGUGUGCUCGCUGAGGUCUGGAAGCAUGGCCAAACUGUUGCCAAGCUUGACCAGUUGCCUGUCUGUGGCCAGAUUGUAAUCUAUAAGUUCGAGGGACACGCAGUGCGCGCCAUGGUGCUGAAUGUGGACAAUCCGAGGGAUAUAUGCGUGGUCUCCAUUGAUUAUGGCAGCGUUGAAUACACUGAUCCGGCUAACCUGUAUCAGUGCAGCUCCUAUGUGAGUGAUUUGCCGCGCUACGCUACACCUGUGAAGCUACGGGGCGUGCCGAGGCGCGCAAUAACACCCAGUCUGCGGGAAGUUAUGUACGGAAUGCAAGGAGAUUCGAUUACUUUUGAACUGAGGUACCACAAGAGUGAGUACGACGCUGACAGCCACAUGCAGAGGGCAGCGCUCAUCUAUCUGGAGCACAACAGAAGCAUAAACAGCCUGCUUAAGCAAGUUAUCACACCCAUCGAGCCCGGUAUGCAUGAGCCCGGAGUGAAUGAAGAUUUUCUGCCGCAUUUGCCUGCGCCAGCGGGCAAGAACGUUGAUUUGAUUAUCACGGACAAUUCGUUCCUAAAGUACGGCAUCAUCUACUGCACACCCGCAAAGUUGGCCGUGGAGAUCACAAAAAUGCAGCGAGCAUUCCAAGACUAUGGGGAGAAUAUUGCCAAAUCUGAGACCUAUGCCACAGCAAAAGGGCAAUUGUGCAUGGCCAAGUAUAUGGGCAAAUGGAAUCGCGGCGUUUUGAUGGAGCUUGUGGGCGAUGGCUAUCCCAGCAUCUUGUUUCUGGACUAUGGAAAUAUUGUACCGAUCCAUGUGACCGAUAUCCGUGCAUAUCCGCCACAAUUCACACAUCCCGUACUGACUACCGAAUAUGUUUUGUUGGGCCUGCCGGAAAACCUCAGCGAUGCGCAGGUGCAACGUCUCGAGACACGUCUGGCCUUGGGUGCCAUUGUCACCUGCGAUGAAAUCGUGAAGAACGAGAACAACAAUUACUCGCUGCGCUUUGAAGAUCUGCCAAAAUUUUAAAGUAAAAUGCAGUACAAAUAUUUCCAUCAUUUACACUCAAUUUUUUUUUCUUAUUAUUAAUAUAUGCACACAAAUUUGUACUAAUAAUACUCGCAUGGUACAUGCAAAAAAUAAUAAAGAAUAAAGGAAAGCGCUCUAGCUAUUCCCCGAAGUGUAUAUUGC
Molecule: messenger RNA, 2354 nt
Organism: Drosophila obscura
Lineage: Eukaryota; Metazoa; Arthropoda; Insecta; Diptera; Drosophilidae
Product: protein vreteno-like
Exons: 6
Coding region: 93-2192 (699 amino acids)
Source: RefSeq, a predicted model, not a curated record